AAGAAAAGAGUACGCAUGAAAUAUUUGAUGAAAUACUUGAAAUAGUUUUAAAAGUCCGUUAACAUUAGUAUAGAGUAAAGGAAAGAAAAGGAAGGAAGAUAGUAGACAAAGAAACAAGAUUGUUUCCAAUUUGAUCCGAUGGGAAGCGCUGCGGUAGCGGGACGCGGCGACAAGUGCGAGGGGUAUCGGUGAUUAGGAGGGAAGAAGAGGAGGAAGAGGAGAGAGAGAGAGAGAGAAGAAGAGAGGGCUAAGCCCGUGAAAAAAGGACGAAUGGUAGAAAGAGAAAGGGAGAGGGAGAACAGGAGCGCAUGCCGCAGCCACGGCCCCCAACUUGCCCUAAACUCGUGCGAGCAGGCUCUAUCGUCGGUCGAAUUUUAAUGGCGGCUUAUUCCCGACUCCCUGUUUAGUGUUGUGUUGUGGAGUGAAUCGAUGAAUACAUUGUUCGAUUGAAUUUUACACACGUGCGGCCUGGGCGACACGAAUGAACCCUAACUUAUUGUCAAAUAUAUAGACAAAAUAAAAGUUUUCAAUUUGUGUAAAAUACAACGGUGUUCCCACCUUAUACACACAAGUAUAUAGAAAAUAAUUCGAUCGAGGAUACAGAGGUUCACGAGACAUGGUGCACAUCCGCGAUGUGCCGUAGCCGUGGCAAUUCACCACCACCACCUCUCAUCGGAUUCUUCAAUCUUACAACCGUUUCCUACGUCUUCGUUUUUACGUGGAAAAGGGGUACCGGACAGUGAGCAUCAUGUCGGUACCUGGCCAUACACAUUGCUGGUAGUAACGUGUUCAUAUUGGCGUUCUACCAGCGGUUAUUAUACCCUAACUAUACCUAUUAAGCUUCCUACCCUAGCCUUGCAUACGCACAAACGCACACGCCUAGCGUGCGCGCACGUGCUUUGCUAGGUGUCGUAUACACACCAUGAGAUUCCUGGAGUAUAGAACAUUUUCUAUUUCAUCAAUAUUUUCACCUUGCUGCUUGCUGCAACCGUCCUUCCAUGGAUCAUUAUUUUCGUCCAUGUCUGUUGCCACUUGGUUUUUAGUGGUAUUGGUAACUGCAGCAAUAGACACCCCUGCUAGUACUACUGUACCACCACAAGAGAAUAAAUCACCACACAUUGCUGCACAAUUUCCUGCUGAAGAAAGUCAACAAUAUGGAUUUUAUGCCUUAGAUCCAAAUACAACGAGAGAAGGUGCCCUACGAUUUAAUCAUCUAGCCAUAGAUCCUGUCACAAAGAGACUCUAUAUUGGGGCUGUUAACAGACUCUUACAGCUUGAUUCAAACCUUAAGCUCGAAGAACAUGUUUCAACAGGACCAAUAUUGGACAAUCCUCAGUGUCAUGCUACAGGCUGUUCUCCAAGAGAUACAACAACAUUAAUGAACAACGUAAACAAACUUCUCAUUGCUGAUCUCGAAUCACGGACCUUAAUUGCAUGUGGUUCUCUUCGUCAGGGUGCUUGUGAAAAGUACAAAAUGUCAAACAUAACUACUAAGCCAGAAUUUAUUCCUCUCAGUGUAGCAGCUAAUGAUGAAACCUCUUCUACGUAUGCUUUCAUUGGUCAAAGUUAUAAUCCAUGGGGAAAAACAAAUAUCCUAUAUGUAGGUACAACAUUUACCAACAAAGGAGACUAUCGGCACGAUGUACCUGCCAUUUCGAGCAGAAAUCUUCGUAAUUUAGAAAUUGCUGAAUUUUCAUUUACCAAACAAUCGAUAGUAUAUAUAGAUGUUAAAUAUAGAGAUCAUUUCUUAGUCAAAUAUGUCUAUGGAUUUAAUGCGAGUGAUUACGCAUACUUUGUAUUAGUACAGAAACAAUCUUAUCUUCCUGAGCAAGAAGAAUUGGGAUAUACAUCUAGAUUAGCAAGAAUUUGUAUAAGUGAUCAAAAUUAUGAUAGUUAUACGGAAGUGACAUUGCAAUGUACGGUAGAUCUAGGAGAUGGAAAACAACAUCUUUAUAAUUUAGUACAAGAUGCUAAGGUUGCAUCAGCAGGAAGCGAUUUGGCAAUGCAGCUUGGAAUAUCUGUUGGUGAUCCUGUGUUUGUUUCUGUGUUUUCUCCGAGCAAAGGUAUUACAAAUGAACCUUUGUCACGCUCAGCAGUUUGUAUCUACAGUCUACAGGAAAUUGAAACGAAAUUUAAUGAAAAUAUUCAUAUGUGCUUCAAUGGUACCAUCAAAUAUCGUAACAUGGGUUACGUGAGUGGUCCGAUACAAGAUGGAAAAUGUCCUUCGGCCGGUAAUACCGGAAAUAUUCUUAAUUUUUGUGAAGUAGGCUUGAAAAUUUCUGGCGUAUCACCUAUUGUAAGUCAAGCAAUUUUACAUUUUCCUGAUACAUUUGUGACUUCUGUGACCGUAGCAAAUACAGAAAGCCAUACAAUAGCAUUUUUUGGAACUGACGAUGGUGUAUUGAAAAAAGUUUUACUUUCUGCAACUGAAGCAUUUGUUUAUGAAAGCAUUGUAAUUGACAAAGGUCAAAGAUUAUUACCUGAUACAGCAAUCUCUCCAGAUGGAGAACAUUUAUAUGUAUUGUCAACAUCAAGAAUUUCAAAAGUCAAAGUAGAACAUUGUAGUAGUUAUACAAAUUGCAGUAGUUGUCUUGAUGCAAAAGAUCCUUAUUGUGGUUGGUGUUCCUUGGAAAAAAGAUGCACAGUUAGAGGUGAUUGUCAAAAAGCAAGUCAUAGUAGUCCAAGAUGGUUGUCCUUAGGCACUGGUCAACAGUGUAUUGAUUUUGAGCAAGUGUUUCCUGAUCAUUUGCCUAUCAAUCAGAUGAUUACGGUUCAGUUAACAAUUAGAACAUUACCCGAAUUGCCAGCAGGUGCUAAUUACAAAUGCGUUUUUGGCAAUGCAGAACCAAUUGAUGCAUUGAUGACUGUUUUUGGCCUUUCCUGUCCUACACCACCUAUUUCAGAAAGGCCUAAUAUAAUUGAUGGAACUGAUCACGUUCUUGUGCCAUUAUCUGUUCGUUCAAGUGAAACCAACAAAGAUUUCGUUUCACGCAAUUUUGCAUUUUUCGAUUGCUCCAGACACACCGUAUGCACUGAAUGUGUCAAAUCUCAAUGGGCGUGCAGCUGGUGUGUAUAUGAUAAUAAAUGUACGCACAAUACAAGCUGCCAAGGUAUAAUAUCAGGAGAAAAUAAUCAAGCACAUCUUGCUGCACACGGAGCUCAGUACUGCCCUAGAUUCGUACCACAGAAGGAACCUUUGAUGUUACCAAACAGUGUACCUAAAGAAAUCAUUUUAGAAGUUGAAAAUUUACCACAUCCACAAGUUGGCCACAGUGGUUUUCAGUGUAUCGUUACGAUAGAAGGAGCUAAUUUAAAAGUUCAAGCAAGAGUUGAUAGCAGUCGUUUUAUAGUUUGUGACAAAACAGUAUAUUCAUACGAAGCAUUUACGGGAAAAUAUAAAGCUGAAGUAACCGUCGUUUGGAAUGCCAAUCAUUACGUAGAUCAGACAAAAAUAAUACUUUAUAAAUGUGAAGUACUUGGAUCCCAUAGAGAGCAUGCAGACUGUUCUCUCUGUUUAACGAGAGAUCCACGAUUCGAAUGUACAUGGUGUGGGAAUAGUUGUGUGUAUAAACAUUCUUGUUUGCAUGCAUUAUUUACAGAAUGUCCAAAACCUAGGAUAGACAUGAUCAAGCCCCUAAGUGGGCCAAUUGAAGGUGGAACGUUAGUCACCAUAGAAGGCAGUAAUUUAGGAUUAAUGAAAAGUGACGUUGAAGGAAAAAUACAUAUUGGAGAUACCCCAUGUACUUUGAUGGACUAUGAAGUGUCCGUUCGUAUUGUUUGCCGAACAGGCCAACAUGAAGCAACGGAUACAGCUUCUGUAGUCGUUGGUAAUGACGCUGGAUUUACAGAAAGUGCGGUGUUGUUUAAUUACAAAGAUAUACGUCUAACUGGUAUUUAUCCAUCUGUUGGUCCACAAAGUGGUGGUACACAACUAGCCAUUACUGGUAUGUAUUUAAAUAUUGGAAGUACGAUAUCUGCGUAUUUGGAUGAACUACCGUGUCACGUGAAUGCAACGCAAGCAAGUAGUACAAGAUUAACAUGCGUUACAAGUAAAUCUGGUCGUGUAAGAAGGAUUCAUAAGUUAACUUUAUCCAUUGACGGAGCAAAUCGUACAUUGGUAAAUAAUCCAUUUAAUUAUACACACGAUCCAACUAUAAUGGAGAUCAAACCAUUGAAAAGUUUUGCUUCUGGGGGACGAAUGAUAACCGUUCACGGUACGAAUUUGGAUACCAUUCAAAAACCAGAAAUGGAAGUUUAUUUUGAAACUGAAAUUAUGCCAGUUAAUCGUACCAUUUGUACGGUAUUAAAUCCAACACAAAUGGAAUGUCCAAGUCCUAGUGUUGCUGGAAGAUUUGUAUCUCUUCAUCGUAACGAACGUACGGCAACAGGUAUUUCACAAUCUAUGAGAGUUGAAUCUCAAUUAUCAUUUAAAAUAGCAUUUAUUAUGGACAACGUGGAAAGUGUUAGAGAUUUGGAAAAGCACUUUCAAAGUCUUAGAAAUCGUUUAUUGUACGUCGAGGAUCCGAAAUUUUUUCCAUUUCCACGUAAUGUGAAAUUGUAUAAAGGUGAUACUUUAGUAAUCGAAGGAGAAAAUUUAAAUUACGCAAGUGAUGAAUCUGACGUCAAUGUUACCGUUGGUAUGAUGCCAUGUAACGUUACUUCCCUUGCAUUGUCUCAAUUGGUGUGUACACCACCUGAUCAACAACCCGAUUCUACCGAUGAACUUGGAAUAAAAACCGAAAAUGGUUUACCCUUGGUAGUAGUACGUGUUGGAAAGAGUUUACGAUUUCCUAUCGGGUAUCUUCAUUACGAGGUUAUCAAAUCUUAUCCAAUACCACCGGAAGCAAUAGCUGGUAUCGCUGCUGGUACAUUUGGUCUUAUAUUCUUGUUCAUUUUGGUGUUAAUCAUUUAUAGAAGAAAAAGUACACAAGCCGAAAGAGAAUAUAAACGAAUACAAAUACAAAUGGAUACUCUCGAAAGUAACGUUAGAAUGGAAUGCAAACAAGCAUUUGCCGAAUUACAAACUGACAUGACAGAUCUAACAGCUGAUCUCGAAUCGUCCGGCAUACCAACACUCGACCAUAAAAAUUAUAUUAUGAAAGUCUUUUUCCCUGGUGUUAUAGAUCAUCCAAUAUUGAAUGAUCAACGAUCACGCAGCAAUGUCUCUCGCACAAAUUAUGAUGCUGCAAUGGUGCAAUUUGAACAACUUAUUAAUAAUAAAUACUUUGUAUUAACAUUUAUUGAAACGUUAGAGGCACAAAAGGAUUUCAAUAUACGUGACAAAGUUAACGUUGCUUCAUUAUUGAUGGUAGUGUUAAUGGGAAAAAUGGAAUACGCAACUGAUAUACUUAUGAAUUUAUUACUUAGACUGAUCGAGAAAGCGGUUAAUACGAAACAUCCACAACUUAUGUUAAGGAGGACAGAGUCUGUAGUUGAAAAAAUGCUUACCAAUUGGAUGGCACUUUGUAUGUAUAAUUAUUUGAAAGAUUACGCGGGUUCGUCGUUAUUUUUAUUAUUCAAAGCUAUUAAGCAUCAAAUAGAAAAAGGUCCUGUGGAUGUUAUUACACACGACGCACGUUAUUCCUUAUCCGAGGAAAGACUUUUACGUGAACAAAUAGAGCACAGUGUUGUGACGUUGCACGUUGUUCAAGAUGAUUUGGAUGAAAAAAUUCAGUGCAAGGUUUUAGAUUGCGACACGAUAAGUCAAGUGAAAUCUAAAAUUUUGGAUGCACUAUACAAAAAUACUCCAUUUUCGUUAAGGCCGUCCAUUCAUGAUGUAGAUCUAGAAUGGAGACAUGGUCGUGGUGGCCAUUUAACACUUCAAGAUGAGGAUCUGACUACCAAAUGUAGCGGCGAAUGGAAGAAGAUAAAUACGUUAGCUCAUUAUGGUGUCAAGGAAUCUGCUGUAAUGUCUCUUAUUCCUAGACAAAAUGAUGGCUUUCCUGUUUCUUGUAAACUACCAUGUCAUGCCUGUAAACCAUCCCAUUAUCAUCAUCAACAACAACCGAUCCAUCAUCAUGGUCAUCAUCAUCAUUUACAUCGGCAUGCAAAUCAUUGUUCGUCCACUCAUCUUCCAUCCGCACCAAAUCACAGCUUAAUAAGUCCUAUAAUGUAUAACCAUCCUGUUAGCGGGUGUUAUUUUGAUUCUCAACAUUCACCGCCGAUAAUAACGGCGAAUGGUGACGUCGAGAGUGGGCACGGAGGUAAUCAACGAUUAUACCAUUUGGUGAGGCCUAUAGAAGAAGUACACUAUCCUCCUGGUAUGGGUUUCACAAGUAACAAACACCACCAUCAUCCUGAACGAACGCACAAAGCCAUUCCUGAAAUAUUCUUAACGAGGUUGCUCUCAACCAAGGGCACUGUCCAAAAAUUCGUUGACGAUUUUCUUAAUACGAUAUUGACGGCUAAUGAAGCACUACCCAGUGCUGUUAAAUGGUUAUUUGACUUACUCGACGAAGCUGCUAAACAACAUGGUAUUGUAGAUCCAGAAGUGGCACACGCGUGGAAAUCAAAUAGUUUGCCAUUGAGAUUUUGGGUGAAUUUUAUUAAAAAUCCAGAUUUCAUGUUCGAUAUUAACAAGUCUACGACAGUCGACUCCAGCCUCUCUGUAAUAGCACAAACAUUUAUGGAUUCGUGUUCCAUGACUGAACACAGAUUAGGCAAAGAUUCUCCGUCAAAUAAAUUAUUAUUUGCCAAGGAUAUACCACAUUACAGAGAAAAGGUUGGUCGUUUUUAUACGGACGUACAGAGGCUGCCAUUAAUAACAGAUCAAGAAAUGUCUAGUGCCAUGCAACAAUUGAGUGCGUCUCAUGCUAAUGAAUUUGACGUGGUUUUAGCAUUGAAAGAACUGUACAAGUAUGUCAACAAGUAUUAUGAACAAAUCUUAGAGGCCUUGGAGACAGAUGCAGGCUGUCGCAAAUUACACCUAGCACAUAAACUAGAAAACGUAGCAUGCACACUCCAAGGGGAAGAGACUAGUGCCUGCUGACACAACCUCCUACUUUCCAUCCCAGGACCUAUCGACCUCUCCAGAAACACUGACUAGUGCCUCCACUUCAUGCAUCAGAUACACCUCGUUUACAUAUGUACAAAUAUACACGCCAUGUGCAUAACAAUGCCGUAAGUAUGUGUGAUUUUGCUAAGGAUAGCCACGUGAUAAUAGUGCACGGGAUGUUGUCAUAAAUCCUGCUGCAGUGUUUUGUUUGUCUCAUUAAAAUUGUGCACUGGCGAGAUGAGAGAACAUGCAUAGAUAUUGACACAAACAAAGUUAUAUUGGCAAUUGUAAUCCUUAAACCUAAUUUGUAAUAUAAAUAUAGAGGUACUUUAAAAUGAUAAAAUGAAUGCCUACUGUAAAAUAUAUUGACGAUAAGGACGAGCGACUGAAAUACUCAUUUGAAUCUCAAUGAUAGUGUAUGUGUGAUAUAUUGCAUGUAAAACUUUCGCACUAGAGAUCUUGGCUACUCAAAGAUAUUGUGCUAUAGUACAUAAAGAAGACAUAGGUUUAAGGAUUAUAAAUGCAAAUUAAUGGGAUUAUAUAUACAUAUAUAUAUAUAUAUAUAUAUGAUUAUUAAUUAGAAAUUUAAA
Molecule: messenger RNA, 7584 nt
Organism: Polistes dominula (European paper wasp)
Lineage: Eukaryota; Metazoa; Arthropoda; Insecta; Hymenoptera; Vespidae
Gene: PlexB
Product: plexin B
Biological process (GO): motor neuron axon guidance; negative regulation of cell adhesion; positive regulation of axonogenesis
Cellular component (GO): semaphorin receptor complex; plasma membrane
Molecular function (GO): protein binding; semaphorin receptor activity
Source: RefSeq, a predicted model, not a curated record